AGCAAAACUUUUCCCCAAAUUGUGUCCACUCAAACCAAACCUUAGUUUUUAAAUUGCGUGAUCGGCGUUCAAAAUCAAGAGAGAUCUGAACAAUUUCUUUAGGUUUUGAUCCUUAUUGUAGCGAGGUAACAUCAUUUGAAAGAGCUUUUAUCUAUUUUUUGCGAUCAAGAGUACUUUCAGAAGAAUGGCUUCAUCGUUGUCAAAUUCAUUUUCUGAUGCCGAAAAAGAACUCAAAGCACCACCAUUGGCAGAUCGCAAGAGAAGAAGAGGCGUCAUACUUCGCGGACAGAGGUUUCGUUGCAAGAUGAUACCUAUUCAGGUUCUGGGACUCGGACUUCAGUUGUCGAUUAGACUGGGAAGUUCAUCUGAGAUUAAGUGCAAUGCAGCCUCCAACGCCCUAAGCUUUUUCUCACACUGGGCGCCCAUAGCCAUAUCGAAUUUUCUUGGAAACUGAACGUGGAAAUUCAGCAGUCAAGAAUUCAUGUUGAACACGGUGUGACUGUUUGCUUUUUGUAACGUGUUGUUACCGAGAGGCAUAGGAUUCCCCGCACCACGCUUUCUGAGAAACCAAGGAUGAGAAAAAUUAAACAUCGUUCACACAG
Molecule: messenger RNA, 602 nt
Organism: Rubroshorea leprosula
Lineage: Eukaryota; Viridiplantae; Streptophyta; Magnoliopsida; Malvales; Dipterocarpaceae
Source: the annotation of a GenBank genome assembly